AUGGCUAAAUUUGCUUGCGCAUUUCUUUUCAUGCUUUUAGCAGCUUGUGUGAUCCAAGAUGUCUACGCCGGCGGAGAAGGAUCUCUUAAACCCGAAGAAUGCGCGGCUGCAUGUGAUGUUCGAUGUUCAGCAACACAGUACCACAAGGCAUGUAUAACCUAUUGUAACUACUGUUGUACAAGAUGUUUGUGUGUUCCAUCAGGAACAUAUGGUCACAAGGAAGAAUGUCCUUGCUAUAAUAACAUGAAAACUAAAGAAGGAGGACCCAAAUGUCCCUAA
Messenger RNA from Trifolium pratense (red clover), 279 nucleotides. Its product is annotated as gibberellin-regulated protein 12-like. NCBI's taxonomy places the organism in Eukaryota, Viridiplantae, Streptophyta, Magnoliopsida, Fabales, Fabaceae. The coding region runs from base 1 to 279 and encodes 92 amino acids. The record is from RefSeq and is a predicted model, not a curated record. The transcript has 3 exons.